Filobasidium floriforme is the source of this 3381-nucleotide messenger RNA. RefSeq lists its product as uncharacterized. Gene Ontology annotation, biological process: cytoskeleton organization; cell surface receptor signaling pathway. The transcript has 4 exons. The coding region runs from base 48 to 3113 and encodes 1021 amino acids. Gene Ontology annotation, cellular component: cytoplasm. Lineage: Eukaryota; Fungi; Basidiomycota; Tremellomycetes; Filobasidiales; Filobasidiaceae. The record is from RefSeq and is a predicted model, not a curated record. Gene Ontology annotation, molecular function: protein binding.
AGUUAUUCGGUGAGGAUUCUGCUACGGAGGAAACGUCUUCCGGCGAGAUGGUGGGAACUGGUGAUGGUGGUGAUGGUGGUGAUGGUGGUGAUGGUGGUGGUGACGGCGGUAUCGGCAAUGGUAGAAGUAUCAGCACGUACCGCCCCACUGAACCCAUUCUGAAUCGGAGGCCAAUACAAACCCCACGCCGCAAUCCUGUUUUGGAUUUUAGCCUGAGUCGGAGUGUAAACCGAUCAGUAUCACGAACACAACCACAAUCCCAAGCUCAUCCUUCUUCUACGCCCAACAAUACUACCUCUACCUCCAGCUCGACCUUCCAACUCCCUCCUGUACCCGAUAUCGCUUUGCCCGAACCUCACGAGCUCCGAGAAUCACACCGGGCUGCCAUGGAACGACAACAACAGAGGGCUUAUAGAGUUCUUUUGGAAAGGGCUCGGGCUGGAACGGGUGGCGAAGCUGAGGGCGGGAGUGAGAAUGCAGGUUCGGCUGGAAAUGCCGCUGCGACAGGUGUUACCGCAGAGGCUGGCGUCGAGCCAGGGGAUGCUAUGGGAGUAGAUGGUGGUUGGGAACUGGGGAGAUUGUUAAGUAGCGGGGAGGUCUUUAGGGAGUUCCAGCGCCUGGGGCCGGUAGCUCUGGUCGAGGACGAUGGACGGGCGAUCGGGCAUAAUGGGGAAGUGCUGGAUAUGCAUUUCGGCGGAGACGAAGACGAGGACGAACACGAUGAUGAUGACGAGGACGAGGAAGAGGUGGAUGAAGACGAAGAAGACGAGGAAGAGGACGAGGAUCACGAGGAGGACGAAGAGAUGGCACACGAUCACGAUCAUGAUCACGACGAAAGGGAAGACGCUCUGGGGUCUACCUCUGCGCCUUAUACGGUGCAAGGCGUAUUGCGCUCCUGGGGCCUGCCAUACUCUGAUUCGGAAGACCUGGCGAGGGGCAGGGCGAUGAUGAACACGAUAGGCCAGAACGGGCUGACCAUCUUCCAGCCGACCAUUGUCGGAGGGAACCCUGGGAUGCACGUCGUCCGCCCUACCUUUAUUCCAUCCGACCAACCGGCCGGACCCGAUUCGACGCCGACUCAGGUCGAGGAAGUGGACGCAGGCCGCCCUUUACACCGUUCGAAAUCCGUCAAACGGCGUAAACUCGAUCCUUCUUCCAAGAACGCUUACACUUGGAUCCCAUCGAGCAUGACGCACCCGAUCCCUCGGAUUCCCGUCUGGCAUCUCCCGGAAUAUAUGCGACUCUCCAACUUGCCCAUUCGGGCUUUCCCUACCUCGCUCAACCGGGCGGAUUGUGCAGCUCGACUGCUCCUCACCCCGAACCUAUCUACACCUCCGCCUAACGUACCCGUCGAGGACCCCUUGCUGGCGGUAUGUUAUGUCGGGACGGGCGAGCGUGGGGAUCCGGAUGCUAGCGCGGUCAGGGCUAAUCAUCCGAUCCCACCUACCUGUGGAGUCUACUACUACGAGGUCGAGAUCGGGAGUAAAGGUCGAGAUGGGUACAUCAGUAUCGGAUUUUGCAGCCGGUGGACCGACCUGAACAGGUUGGUAGGGUGGGAGAGGGAGAGUUGGGCCUGGCACAUGGACGACGGAUACAUCUUUGAAAGUCGUGGCGAAGGGAUCAACCGGGGUUGGCCGACGAGUACUACAGGCGAUAUCAUCGGCUGUGGUAUCGACUUUACGACGGGCAAGGCGUUCUUCACCAAGAACUCGAAGUUCAUUGGCGAGGCCUUUGGAGGGUUGCAGGAAAAGGGCAGGUUAUACCCCGCGGUCGGGUUGAGGACGCCAGGAGAGAAACUCUUGGUCAACUUCGAGGGACCGUUCAAGUACGACAUCGUCUCGCACGUUCAACGCACCCAAGAUCGAGUCCAAACCCAAGUCAGAUCGAGCCCGGUGUACAUGCAAAUCCCACGAACCGUCGAGCCGACCGGUACGGACGAAGACGUCGAGAUGCAAACGGCCACCACGACAGGUGGGACGUCUACGCCUGCGACCAUCCCAGCCACGGAAGACAAGCCAGCUUCCGCACCUCGUCUGACAGAACCAGCCUCGGGGUCGCUGGCGGAUGAGAUGCACGUCUGCGAGAACUGCGGAGGAAGUCCACCUCCCCGCCUGAAACUCAUCAGGGACAUCGACACGUCUCUCACUUCCUCCGUCCUCGAGUAUCUCAAAGGUGGGGGGUAUUUCGAGGCUGCGAGGGGGAUGGAGGGGGUCCUGCGGCGACGUCUUGCCAGCGAGAGUGACAUCGACAACAAUAAGGAUGACAGCAGCAAAAGGACGGCGGGAAGGGAUGUUGAUGAGGAUAUGGACAAGCUUGAGGGCGAGAACGCUGUGGAGGAUAAGCAAGUUGCAACCUCUGAGGUCUCUGAGGAAGAGACCUUGUUCUUACGGCUCAAAGCGUGCCGGGAAGCCUACGUCCGGGGGGAUAUGUACCAGGUGGUCUCUUUCCUCCUCAACACGAAUACAAACACGGACACCCACAACGUCGAGACGACUACCUCGUCAACGGAAGCACCUUCUUCUUCUUCUUCUCCUGCCAAGCUCCCGUUGGUAGACGCAGACUUUCUCCAAGGAUAUAAAGGUGGGAUCUGGGCGUUUAGGAUCAGGUUACAACAUUUCUAUUCGUUAUUCCGGGGAGACCUACCGGGGACGGAUUCGGCGCUUGACUCUCCAUCGUCUGAGGUAAUUGGGGAAUUCUUUUAUGGCCCCGAUCACAAUUCCAGUUCCAGCUCCUCGGAUCCGGACGGAAAGCUAAAACAGAAGAAGGAUCAGAAAGAAACUCAAACCCGCCUGACCUCCCUCCUCGCGGCCGGACAACACCUCCACGCUUGCCACUCUACCUCGACAGAAAAAGAGGUUGUUGAGGGGUUGGACGUCUUUGCUUUGAUGGCUUAUGAGAACGUGGACAGUGCGCCGGAGGGGUUGGUCAACAGGAUGGGAGAGGCGGGGAGGAAGAGGGAGGCGGGGGAGUUGUUCGGUGAUGUUCGAGUCUACCUAGGUCACCCGGGAGUGAGCAGGAUCGAACGGGCUUUUAGGCAGACGAAGCAUACGUUGCUCGAACUCGGGGUCCUGCAUGGAUCUGCCGAGGCGGCUUUUCUGGAGUUGCCCAAGUGAUGAUCAGUCGGAUCUAUCCGACGUAUCACUAGAAGCAAGGAGAGACAAAUGGACAUCGCCGAUGCGGUUUAGAUCGACAAGAAUAUCACAAAUGACGCGUCUGAGUCAUCCGCAUCGGCCUAGCUGAAAAUUCCUCCCCAUUUCGACCUUCUGCUCCCUGUAUCCAACAAUAUCCCACCUCAUCUCGCCUCAUACCUACUUAGCAUAUAGCAUAUUGUAUUGUACCGUGUGAAGCUGUCGAUCGUAUAUCCAUAUAUCCAUCCAGUUG